This is a messenger RNA of Macrosiphum euphorbiae (potato aphid), 762 nucleotides long. The record is from the annotation of a GenBank genome assembly. Lineage: Eukaryota; Metazoa; Arthropoda; Insecta; Hemiptera; Aphididae.
AUGUUUCAAAGUGUGUAUGGAGUAACUCGAGGUAAAAUUGAUUUAAUUGUACAGAAAAAAAAAUGUAGCGAUUCAGGUUCAUUACAACUACUUGAUAAUCGUGGUCAUCAUGAACCACAUAAUAAAAUGCCAAAAGAAAAAGAAGACAUGAGAAAUCACAUUGAAAAAUAUCCAAAAUACCUAAGCCACUAUUCUCGUAGGCACUCAAAUAAAUUCUAUCUUCAAUGUCAUUUAAAUAUUAAAAAGUUGUAUGAAGAAUAUAAAAUAGAGAAAAAUGGUAACAAAUGUGGAUCAUACGACAUGUUUAAAGAGGUGUUUAAUAAAACUGGUUAUAAAUUUAAAAAACCAAAACUAGACACAUGUAAGACAUGUGAUACUUUUGUAUUACAAAUUAAACAAUGCAAGGUAAAAGAGCAACAGAUAUUACUCCAGAAACAACAUGAAGCACAUAAGGAACUUGCAGAUUUAGGUUACAUGCAAAAAAAAGAAGAUACAAUCAAUGCUUUAGCUUCUAACAAUACUAGAGUUUUAGUAUUUGAUUUAGAACAAGUUCUAGAUACUCCGGCUCUAUCUACAAAUGUUUCAUUCUACAAAAGGCUUUUGUCAACAUUUAAUUUGACCAUUAGAGAUUGUGGGGAAAAUGAAGGUACUGAAUGUUAUAUGUGGCACGAGGCAAUCGGCGGAAGAGGAUCAAACGAUAUAGCACUUACUCUGACACAUGUGGAGGACAAAACCGAAAUAUUAAUAUGUCUGCUAUGUUAA